AGAAUGUAUUGUGAUUUCCGUUUCUACUGUGUGGGGAUCACAGGCUUAAAUGGGAUUUGCCUUGGUUUUACUGUCUCUUUAAGGCAGCGAUACUGUGUGUCUGAUUAAUUCAAUGUAACGCGAUGCGUUAGAGGGAGAAACCUAUUUUCUGCUGUUGCGGUUGAUGUAGCCUAGAAGACAAGGGUUGAUCAAGAAGGGGAAAAAGACUUUCGGGAUUUUCAUCUAAAUGAACACCAGCUUUAACGUCAUUCAAGCAAAGAUAUAUAUACAAACUAUUUAGUAUGUAUUCUAAUUAGCUGGAUGAAGUGCUAAGAUUUAUAGGUGCGGGCAGAAGACGUGUAUUUCUACUUAUUGUAGAGGAGUGUUUUUGGAGUCAUUGUCAUCAUCUCUAACGACAUGUCGGAGAAGCACGGUCUGGAUGAGUCAGGGAGGCAGCAAAUGAACCAGAUGCUGCCCCCUCCCUACAUCCCUGCCCAGGACCCUAACAUGCCCCCACAGGCACCCCAGAACCCCGGCUGUGGCCCCCAGCCCAACUACCCCCCUCCUCCACCUCCACCGGGCUCCGAGGGCUACCUCCAGGAGACCCAGUUCCACUGCGGGACUCUGGGCCACUCUCGGGCUCCUAACGGCUACCCCGUGCAGACACAUGGCCCGGGAGGAACCGUCCCACACCCCCCAGUGGGCUACCUGCACCCUGGAUACCCGCUCCAGCUACAGCCAUGCACAGCCUAUGUACCGGUCUACCCCAUCGGGACAUCGGGGCAGCCCUACAUGCCUAACGGAGGGCCCCACCCUGGCGUGGCUCCUGGGCAGAUGGCCAUGCAGAUGCCCACUGGUAUCGCUUUGAUGGAGACCCGGCGCCCGCCUCAUGAUUACCUGCCCAUCGCUGUCCUCACCACCGUCUGUUGCUUCUGGCCUACAGGAAUCAUAGCCAUCAUCAAAGCCAUGCAGGUGCGCACAGCGGUUGCUAGGGGAGAUAUGGUUACUGCAGAGAUUGCCUCCCGAGAGGCGCGGAACUUCUCCUUCAUCAGUCUGGCGGUGGGCAUUGCCUCCAUCGUGCUUUGCACCAUCCUAACAGUGGUGGUCAUCAUCGCUUCCCAGCAUCACGAGGACGAUUGGGAACCCUAGAAUGGAGAGAGUGGGGUGGAGGUGGAGGUGGAGGUGGUGUUGGCAAAGGUUGGUGGAGAAUGUGGGCACUAAGAACAGACUCCUUUUCCUGCUGCUAAAUGUCGAAGGGCGCAAGUGGUUUAACGGUUCUGACUGACUGACAACACUGCACUGACAAUGUCCUGGUGAACUUUUAAACAUUGGCAUUCAUGCUUCACAGCAAACAUGGCAAGCGUUUAAGCGACAGCAGUGUUGUCACAAAGGCUUAAAUGCAAAAUUUACCAUAAUUCACUUUCCAAACAUGGGCCAGUACAUAGGCACUACAAACACUUUUCAUAUCUGAUGUACACACACACACACACACACACACACACACACACACACACACACACACACACACACACACACACACACACACACACACACAUACACUCAAAUCAUUUGAAGAAGGCUCAUCCAUUAUUAUAGAACAAGCAUACACCUACACACUUCCAUCACUAGAGUUAUUAUAUACAGAAAUGCUCUAAUAGUAUUAAAUAGCAUUGAUGGUUAUGCAUUAAUCAUAAAUGCUGUAUAUUUUAUUGUUGUGCUUGUUGGUAUUCAGUAACUUGAUUGAAUCUUUUUUGUCAUUCAUUAUUGUAGGUCACCAGUGUAACAAAAGUAGUAACAAAACAAAUGAAACUGCCAAAAAGAGGGAAUUGAUGAAGUGAUUCAACAGUAAUUUCAGAAUGACAACAGGCAAAUACAACCUGGGUGAGGGAUUUGACUAUGAUUUUGCCAAAUACAUGUGUCAAUACAAAGAUCUGUUUCCCAUAGUCAUCUGUUAAACAGAUCAUGCCAAUACGUUAACAGUGUAUACAAAUGAUAGCCAGUGUUUUCCUCUUGUGUGUUGAGAGGAGACCUAAAGAGAGCCAGAACUAAUCAUGUUGCCCCUACAGUGUUGCUGUAGAAUGCUGUAGUUAACUAUAAGAAUGUAUUGAGGAGGGAUAUCAUCUCUAGUUUUACCCUCCGGACCUAGAGAAGAGCCUCAUAGGACAUCAGUUUGCUGUUUUAUUUAUUUAUUUGUUUUGUUUUGCUUGUUUUUUUUUCUAGUUUCUAAUGUCUCCAGAUAACUUUGCUUAUUUAUUUAUUUGUGAUUUUAUUCAAUUAUUUACUGUAUAUGCAUAGUUAUAGAUGAAUUUCUUCAAAGUUGCAUUAUUUUGUGUAUUUUCAAAUCCAUAGAUAUCAGCUCAUCAUUAGUAUAGAAUGCUCAUUCUUUCAAUCAGGCCUAUUUUGACGCAUGUGAGUAUGCACCUUCAAGCUGCAUUUGAGAGUGCAGAAGCUCUUUUUCUUUAUCUUUAUGAAUAUUACAUCUGGCUUCCUUGUAUUAUUUAAUGUCAGUCUAAACAGUGCAUAUGUGGGACUACAGGAACUGUGUCCUGCCAAGUAAUACAUUGGUCAUAUACAUGGACAGAACACUUCCAAUGACCUGGAAUUUUGGGCCAGUGGGACCAGGCCCAAAGGAACAGGGUGUCAGACUGGAGAUGAAGUGUCUCGUCAAGAGUACAGUGAUAAAAAUAGCACCAGUUUUUGACAUUGUUCAUAGACUCAGUGGACACAUGGGAGACCAGUUUGCUAUGUCAUCGUAGAGGUAACAAUCCCUCAGUGUAGGGCAAUAGGACAGUUUACAGUCUACACCAUGUCAGAUCUCAUGCUCGAUUUUGGCUCUGAAGUUUAGAAUAACUGACUUUGUGUUUGCAAUGUAGGAUUGGAUCGUUUUUACAGUUCAUUGUCAAAAAAGGCAUAGUGGUAUCGAUUUCAAGAACUUUUCCAUAUAUUUGUUUAAUGUUGACUCCAUACUAUCAAUCUAAUGAUGUGCUGGAUUAAAGUUGCUACCAAUUGUCAUUUUAUGUCUUAGGUGUGAUAGGAUCCACAGAUAAUUCUGUAUUGUAUUUUUUUUUUUACAAUGUACAGCCCUAAAGCAGUAUCUUUCACGGACACAGGAAUGCACAGCUGAUAAUCUGUUUACAGUGCAGUGGUUACUCCUGCUCUCGUGUUAUUCUGUAGCUGGUUCUGAUGUAACAUGUGGAUUGGAAACUGCUCAUGAGCAUAAAUUCUCAUUGACUGCUCACACCAUGGCAACCUACCUCUGGUUCCAUUAUUGACAUCUUUCUGCACUCAGCCUCCUAUUGGACUCGGUGUUGGCCUGUGCUUUAUACCUGAUAGUAUCUCUGCCUCAGAGGCAAAUGGGCGAUAAUGCUGUUUAGUAGGAAUAAUGAUGAAACUUUAUUUAUAUAGAAACAGACAUGCCGACCCUUUGAAUCAAAGGCUGUUGUUUGAAAUCAGCUAUUCCCAUCGAUUUUUUAAACUUAAUAUAGACAUAUACAGUAUACAUUCCCUUUUGAGUUGUUUUUAUUUCACAUUCUGGACAGAAAUGUUGCCAUAUCUUCUUCUUCUCCCAUUGCUGUUAAUUGGCUAAAUCUUAGCUUUUUAGUGUGACUGGAAACAGAUGAGAAAGUAAUUUGCAAUGAUUGUGCCAAGGGGUGUGAUAAAGCUCAGCUUGCCUUUCUUACUUUCAUUCUCAUGAUUCCACACACGGUCAGAUUUCAUAGCUGGCUGAUAUUAUUUGAAACAUUUUUCUAUUCAUGUGUAGACAGAAACAGCUUGAGAUUUCAGGAUGUGUAUACACAGUACAAGCAGUUUAUUCCUAGCGAAUAUUGCUGGGCUUAGAUAACUCUCUAAAAAUGCUUUACCUCCUCCAGUGUUUGAUAUAUGUGAGAGAUGAGAAAACAAAACAAAUUCUGCCUGGUUACUUAUGACUGCUUUGGAGUGAAAGAUCUUUAAGCUUGCAAUCAUGCCACACGUGCUUGUGGCCCAUUUGACGAGGCUGCCAGCUCACCUGUGUUAAAGUGCUUUGAGCUUUAUUGUAACACAUGCAUUUGCUGUAUAAGUUAAGUUGAAGAAUUAAAGACAAAUGUUUGGUUGUGAA
Messenger RNA from Alosa sapidissima (American shad), 4075 nucleotides. RefSeq names its product proline-rich transmembrane protein 1 (gene prrt1). The record is from RefSeq and is a predicted model, not a curated record. The transcript is spliced from 4 exons. Gene Ontology annotation, cellular component: membrane. NCBI's taxonomy places the organism in Eukaryota, Metazoa, Chordata, Actinopteri, Clupeiformes, Clupeidae. Bases 397 to 1128 code for a protein of 243 amino acids.